ACCAUACAAACCCUCAACUUCGCGAAAAUAUCGUAAUCGUCCCUCCAAAAAGCGAGAAGGAUCGAUUGAUCUACUCUGCAAGUUUUCUAUUUGUCUUCCUUCGCUUCUUCUCCUCCUCCUCCCUCCUCUGUUUGCCGCUCUCUCUUUUCACUCUUCGACAUGACUAUGAUAACCCCGCCGCCGCUCGAUCAGCAAGAGGACGUGGAGAUGCUGGUUCCGCAUUCUGAUGUAGUCGAGGGACCUCAGCCCAUGGAAGUUGCUCAACUCGAGGCUGCUGCUGCUGUGGAGAAUCCGCCAGCGGAGGAACCUCCCUCUGUGAAGUUCACGUGGCUUAUCCCAGGUUUCACGAGGCUGAACACCAGGAAGCACUACUCUGAUGUUUUUGUUGCUGGAGGUUAUAAAUGGCGAGUAUUGAUUUUUCCGAAAGGAAACAAUGUGGACCAUUUGGCCAUGUACUUGGAUGUUGCUGACGCUGCGAGUUUGCCAUACGGGUGGUGUAGGUAUUCACAUUUCGGCCUGACUGUAGUGAAUCAAAUCAACAACAGAUAUUCCGUGAGAAAAGAGACCCAACAUCAAUUCAAUGCAAGAGAAAGCGAUUGGGGGUUUACAUCAUUCAUGCCUCUCGGCGAGCUCUACGAUCCCACUCGUGGAUAUUUGGUUAAUGAUACUGUUCUGAUUGAAGCUGAAGUUUCUGUGCGGAAGGUUCUUGAUUACUGGGCAUAUGACUCAAAAAAAGAGACGGGUUUUGUUGGACUUAAGAACCAAGGUGCUACCUGUUACAUGAAUUCUCUCCUGGAGACCUUGUACCACAUACCCUACUUCAGAAAGGCUGUUUACCAUAUGCCAACAACUGAGAAUGAUGCACCUACGGCGAGCAUCCCAUUGGCGCUCCAGAGUUUGUUUUACAAACUUCAGUAUAAUGACACCAGUGUAGCGACAAAGGAGCUGACAAAGUCGUUUGGCUGGGAUACAUAUGAUUCGUUCAUGCAACAUGAUGUUCAAGAACUCAACCGAGUUCUCUGUGAAAAGCUCGAGGACAAAAUGAAGGGAACUGUUGUGGAGGGAACAAUACAGAAGUUAUUUGAGGGUCACCAAAUGAAUUACAUUGAGUGCAUUAAUGUAGAUUACAAAUCCACUCGGAAAGAAUCAUUCUAUGACCUCCAGCUUGAUGUUAAAGGCUGCAAAGAUGUAUAUGCUUCUUUUGACAAGUAUGUUGAAGUUGAACGCCUUGAAGGAGACAACAAAUACCAUGCAGAAGGACAUGAUUUGCAGGAUGCAAAAAAAGGUGUUCUGUUUAUGGACUUUCCACCCGUACUUCAACUUCAGCUCAAGAGGUUUGAAUAUGAUUUUAUGCGAGACAUAAUGGUGAAGAUAAAUGAUCGAUACGAGUUUCCUCUUCAACUGGAUCUCGACCGAGAGAAUGGAAAAUAUUUAUCCCCUGAUGCUGACAAGAGUGUCCGUAACCUCUAUACACUCCAUAGUGUCCUAGUUCAUAGUGGUGGAGUUAAUGGAGGGCACUAUUAUGCUUAUAUCAGACCAACACUCUCAGACCAGUGGUAUAAAUUUGAUGAUGAACGGGUGACAAAGGAAGAUGUGAAUAGGGUACUGGAAGAGCAAUAUGGUGGCGAAGAAGAGUUACCACAGAAUAAUCCUGGUUUCAACAAUCCACCUUUUAAAUUCACAAAGUACUCGAACGCAUACAUGCUUGUUUAUAUCCGGGAAAGCGACAAGGAUAAAAUAAUAUGCAACGUUGAUGAAAAAGACGUCGCCGAACAUUUACGGGUGAGGCUGAAAAAAGAACAAGAAGAGAAAGAAGAUAAAAGAAAAUACAAGGCUGAAGCUCACCUUUUCACGACAGUCAAGGUCGCAAGAGAUGAAGACAUCACAGAGCAAAUUGGAAAGAAUAUGUACUUUGAUCUUGUUGAUCAUGAAAAAGUCAAGAGUUUUCGAAUCGAGAAACAGACCCCCUUUCUGCUUUUUAAGGAAGAGGUGGCCAAAGAAUUUGGUGUCCCUGUUGAGCUGCAGCGGUUCUGGAUUUGGGCAAAGCGGCAAAACCAUACUUAUCGUCCCAACCGCCCCUUGUUAUCCCAUGAAGAAUUACAGAUGGUUGGACAUAUAAGAGAGGCAUCAAACAAGGCAAACAAUGCUGAGCUAAAGCUGUUUCUGGAAAUUGUGCGUGGACCGGAUGAGCGUCCUAUUCCUCCCCCAGCCAAGUCAUUUGAAGAUAUUCUUCUUUUCUUUAAGCUCUAUGACCCUGAGAAUGGAGUACUAAGAUAUGUUGGCAGGCUCAUGGUGAAAAACUCCAGUAAGCCCAUGGAUAUAAUAGGGGAAUUGAUUCAAAUGGCUGGCUUUGCUCCUGAUGAGGAAAUAGAACUUUUUGAGGAAAUAAAGUUUCAACCUUGUGUAAUGUGCGAACAUCUGGAUAAGAAUACGUCUUUUAAACUAUCUCAAAUUGAAGAUGGUGAUAUCAUUUGCUAUCAGAAAGCUCUUUCUAUCCAGGAGAAUGAAUGUCCAUACCCGGAUGUGCCAUCGUUUUUGGAGUAUGUACAGAAUCGAGAGGUGGUGCGUUUUCGUACUCUGGAAAAACCAAAAGAUGAUCAGUUUACUAUGGAGUUGUCAAAGUUGCACUCAUAUGACGAUGUUGUGGAUAGAUUGGCUGAGAAGAUUGGCCUUGAUGAUUCAUCGAAAAUUAGGCUUACUCCUCACAAUUGCUACUCCCAGCAACCCAAGCCUCAGCCUAUUAAAUACCGUGGAGUUGACCAUCUAUCAGACAUGUUAGCUCACUAUAAUCAGACGUCUGACAUUUUGUAUUACGAAGUUUUGGACAUUCCUCUACCAGAAUUGCAAGGUCUUAAGAUUCUAAAUGUAGCUUUUCAUCAUGCUUCAAAGGACGAAGUGAUAAUUCACACUAUCAGACUGCCUAAGCAGAGUACUGUGGGAGAUGUUAUUAACGAGCUUAAAACAAAGGUGGAGCUUUCACAUCAAGAUGCAGAAUUGAGGUUGCUUGAGGUGUUUUCCCACAAAAUCUACAAGACCUUUGUAUCUACCGAAAGAAUUGAGAGUAUCAAUGACCAUUACUGGACUUUACUAGCAGAGGAGAUACCUGAGGAAGAGAAGAAUAUUGGUCCCAAUGCUCGGUUAAUCCAUGUGUACCAUUUUACUAAAGAGUCUGGACAAAAUCAGCAAGUUCAUAAUUUCGGGGACCCCUUCGUUUUGGUGAUCCACGAAGGUGAAACUUUGGAAGAAAUCAAGACCCGCAUCCAAAAGAAACUUCAUGUACCUGAUGAGGACUUUGCCAAGUGGAAGUUUGCUUUUUUCUCAACGGGACGCCCCGACUACUUGCAGGACACAGAUGUUGUUUACAAUCGCUUUCAGAGAAAGGAUGUAUAUGGUGCGUGGGAGCAGUAUCUUGGGUUGGAGCACGUUGAUAAUGCUCCUAAAAGGGCUUAUCAUAACCGGCACGCAUAUGAGAAGCCGGUGAAAAUAUAUAAUUAGGAGGAGCAAGAGAGGAGACGUGGUGGCCAUCCAUGGAGGAAUAUUUUAAAGGGUGGUUUUGGUGUGAGGAUUUUAGGAUGUAGAGACUCGAAUUAGUUUUUCAUGAUAACCACAAAUGAAACAUAUCUGCCAGGAGAAUGGUUUUAUUUAGGCCCUGAUGGUAGUAACUGUGGUCUAUUUUGGCUUCCAAACACUACUACUCUUUUUGGUGUUAAUAUGCUAUUGUCUGAGACUAUUUUUUACCGACCCUCGGUUCUUCUCUGCAAACAUUCUCAUUUUUAUGACAGAAGAAGCCCCUUUCUUGGA
Molecule: messenger RNA, 3801 nt
Organism: Brassica oleracea var. oleracea
Lineage: Eukaryota; Viridiplantae; Streptophyta; Magnoliopsida; Brassicales; Brassicaceae
Product: ubiquitin carboxyl-terminal hydrolase 13-like
Exons: 32
Coding region: 160-3495 (1111 amino acids)
Biological process (GO): regulation of protein stability; protein deubiquitination
Cellular component (GO): cytosol; nucleus
Molecular function (GO): protein binding; cysteine-type endopeptidase activity; cysteine-type deubiquitinase activity
Source: RefSeq, a predicted model, not a curated record